Messenger RNA from Oryzias melastigma (Indian medaka), 2203 nucleotides. RefSeq names its product eukaryotic translation elongation factor 1 alpha 1a (gene eef1a1a). NCBI's taxonomy places the organism in Eukaryota, Metazoa, Chordata, Actinopteri, Beloniformes, Adrianichthyidae. Gene Ontology annotation, molecular function: GTPase activity; translation elongation factor activity; GTP binding. Gene Ontology annotation, biological process: translation; translational elongation. The transcript is spliced from 8 exons. The record is from RefSeq and is a predicted model, not a curated record. The coding region runs from base 181 to 1569 and encodes 462 amino acids.
CCUCCGCCGGUCCGUCUCUGUGAUGCUGCGCAGCGGCGGGUACGCGCAAUUACGCAAUCCCCCCCGCCUGUCCCGAGACUAUAAACGGAUCAGCGUCUGCCAGCCUCUCCGGUCCUGAAACCGACCUGACAGCUGCCAGCUCCCAGACUCUCGUUUAAGUCCAGUCCCACUUCCGCCACCAUGGGAAAGGAGAAACUCCACAUCAACAUAGUCGUGAUCGGACAUGUCGACUCCGGCAAAUCAACCACCACAGGCCACCUCAUCUACAAGUGUGGCGGCAUCGACAAGAGAACCAUCGAGAAGUUUGAGAAGGAAGCAGCUGAGAUGGGGAAAGGGUCAUUCAAGUACGCCUGGGUGUUGGACAAACUAAAGGCAGAGAGGGAGCGCGGCAUCACCAUCGACAUCUCUCUGUGGAAGUUUGAGACCAGCAAGUAUUACGUGACCAUCAUCGAUGCGCCGGGCCACAGGGACUUCAUCAAGAACAUGAUCACCGGGACCUCCCAGGCUGAUUGUGCUGUCUUGAUCGUGGCGGCUGGCGUCGGUGAGUUCGAGGCUGGCAUUUCCAAGAACGGACAGACCCGCGAACAUGCCCUGCUGGCUUACACUCUUGGGGUGAAGCAGCUCAUUGUGGGCGUCAACAAGAUGGACUCCACGGAGCCAAACUACAGCCAGAAGCGCUACGAAGAGAUUGUGAAGGAAGUGAGCACCUACAUCAAGAAGAUCGGCUACAAUCCCGACACCGUUGCCUUUGUGCCCAUUUCUGGCUGGAAUGGAGACAACAUGCUUGAGCCCAGUCCCAAUAUGACCUGGUUUAAAGGAUGGAAGAUCAAUAGGAAGGAAGGUAACGCAUCAGGCACCACACUGCUGGAAGCUCUGGAUGCCAUCCAGCCGCCGACUCGUCCAACAGACAAACCCCUACGUCUUCCCCUGCAGGAUGUCUACAAAAUCGGAGGUAUUGGAACAGUCCCUGUAGGUCGUGUGGAAACGGGGAUACUAAAACCUGGCAUGGUGGUGACCUUUGCCCCCGUCAAUGUGACCACUGAGGUGAAAUCUGUGGAGAUGCAUCACGAGGCUCUAACUGAGGCUCUUCCUGGAGACAAUGUGGGCUUCAAUGUCAAGAACGUGUCUGUGAAGGAUAUCCGCCGUGGGAAUGUGGCUGGCGACAGCAAGAAUGACCCCCCGCAGGAAGCUGCCAACUUCACUGCUCAGGUGAUUAUUCUCAACCACCCAGGCCAGAUUAGUGCAGGUUACGCUCCUGUGCUGGACUGCCACACUGCUCACAUUGCCUGCAAGUUUGCAGAGCUGAAAGAAAAGAUUGAUCGUCGCUCAGGGAAGAAGCUCGAGGACAACCCCAAGUCUCUGAAGUCAGGAGAUGCCGCUAUUGUAGACAUGAUUCCAGGGAAGCCCAUGUGUGUUGAGAGCUUUUCCGAGUACCCUCCACUGGGUCGCUUUGCAGUUCGCGAUAUGCGCCAGACCGUUGCUGUUGGCGUGAUCAAGGGGGUGGAGAAGAAAGUCUCCACCACUGGUAAGGUCACCAAGUCUGCUCAGAAGGCCCAGAGGAACAAAUGAAUGUUGUGCUGCUCUGCCGACCACAAGGUCUCCCAAGGCAGGACAUCCAUCAUCCAACUCCAUCCAACCACUGGCCGCUUCAAGCUAAUAAUCAAAGACUGGUUAAUCAUCACAAUGCAUCGCAAAAGCAUCCGAAGGAAAGAAGUCAUAUAGAUCUUUAGAUGUUGAGGAGAACCUCCUGAUUCCAUCGCUGUUAGAUCAUCAUUCUGUACAAUGUGAUACAAGAAAAAAGCUGCUUUCACUCGUUGGUUUGGUUCAGUAUAACCCUCUGUGAUGUUGACACACUCAUCCUAGCUCUUUGGAGUGCUGCUCCCGUUCUUGUUACAUGUUGUCCUGCUGUGAAUGUUUGCAGUUAUUUAGUGCCCUGUAGGAGCCAGUGAUGAAAAGACCAAACUGUGCUCUUCAGAGCUGUGGAUUAGUGUCGUGUUUAAGCUUUAAAAACCACUUGAAACAAAAGGUCAGACUUUGUCCUGCUUCAGGACUCAAAAUAGACUACCUGAUGAAUCUUUGAGCACUUUGAUUGGCAUUUUGCUAACUUCGCACUUUCACUGGAGAACAUUGAAUUGGUAUAAAGCUACUGCACCUUAUGAGAUGGCAUGAGCCUCUUUGCAACAUUAAACAUAUUUGAAUCUUC